Messenger RNA from Babesia ovata, 2361 nucleotides. RefSeq names its product BRCA1 C Terminus (BRCT) domain containing protein, putative. The transcript is spliced from 2 exons. Lineage: Eukaryota; Apicomplexa; Aconoidasida; Piroplasmida; Babesiidae. The record is from RefSeq and is a predicted model, not a curated record. Bases 1 to 2361 code for a protein of 786 amino acids.
AUGGUGGACACACGUCAGGUCACAGGGUUGUCGAUCCUUUUGGGGACAAAUCGCAUUAGAGCCGGGCUUACCAUGAGGCCAGGAGAGUGUAACCGCAUUUCCCCCCUCGGCACCGGAUCGCUACGCAGCAGCUACAACACCCCUAGCCAAUCCACGGAGAACACCAUGGGAACCCUAGGUAUAUCCGGUACCGAUCAACUGCUUCUCAGCGCUACUUUUUCCAACGUGCCAUCAAUGGGCGAGUCGCAGGUCAUGGACGAUGGGUUGGCCACAUCCCAACAGACUCUAAAUGCUUCACUAAUCACCCAAGCCGCCAACAGGUUGACACACAUACGAAGCCAAGGAAACGUGCCCGGUGUCAAUCGUGCUUUAACGGAAUCAGGCAGCGAGAAUAAUGCUUCAGAACAGGGACCGACAUCGCAGGAAAGUUAUUCUGGUGCUCUCACACUUCGUGAUCUUGAUACGGAUGCGUCAUUACCCGACAUAUGCGCGAAUGAUGCUGGCGAAACGGCUCUUGGUAAUGAGACGGCAGAUGUUGAUGAGGGCUCGGGUGCCACGGAAUUAGAAUCUACAACAUCUCGAACUUUAAGAGGCAUAAAGAUGAUGAAACGAACGGUAUCGACAUCUUCGGUGUCUUCGGCCAGUGAUGGUCUGGGUCCGACGAGGAGGAGUGGAUUGAGAACUAAAGGUGCAGUGAGAAAGGCUGACACGGAGAGCGGCAGCAAAACUAAUAUUCAAGGUGAAUCCAAAUUGGGUUUGCAAUCGGUUGCCGACCCAAUAAGCAACGCUUAUGGUAACGCUGCACCUGUAGCCUUUGGCAGCGUUGCCGCCGCUCUGUCACCACGAGAUAAGGUGCAACAGGGUAAGGCUGCAACCGCGGCCGCAUACAAAGACGAAGCCACUAAAGGCGUUGAGAUUUCGAAUUUAGGGUUAGCAGUGAACAACAAAGUUAUAGACACUGGUCACGCAUUAAAAGAGAACACAACACCUGUUAGAGGAAGGCUUAAGACCAGACCAUUACCUGUAGAUGAAUCAAGUGUUAGCGCUACGCAAACAACCGCAGAUAUAACCCCCUCACAAAGCCAACGUACACCCAUCUCUGAAGAGAGUACACAAGGGUCUGCGGCUGAAAGAUCGAAGCCGAGAACCCUGAAAACAGAGGCAGCAAAGAAACCCGCGACGGCUAAACACGACAGUCCGGUCAAUGCACCAAAAUCGAACGCAGAAAAAUUUACAAGUUCACGUGAUGAGGCAGUUGUACCUAAAGUUCUAAAGACGGAAAACUUCACCAAUGCAGACCCGGAAACAAAGAAACGUCUAAUUCAAUUCCAUGAAGGGGAGGAUGCUUCCUAUAAGCAAUCGGCACACCAGAUACAACACUCUGCAGCGGAAAAUGGCAAAACUACAGACAAUAUGGGAGACAAUAUCCAAAUAACCGGUAUGUCUCCCUCGAAUGUCGGAUACGGCACAACAACGAAGAAGGACGAAGGACUCUCUAACAUUGGCGAUUUGCCUGUCACGGACAGAAAGAGCUCCACUAAUGUCUCCCCGAGAACUGCUAAAAGCGCCGCCAAAACAAUCGCUAGAGGUAUCAGCAGUAAAGACGUCAAGCGAAAGGCGGCACCGGCACAAAAUCUACCAGCGGCGACCGAAAUGAUGGAAACACGCACAUCACCGACACAAAAACGUGCCAAAAUCGGCAAAGAGAAUGCCAAGUUAACAGAUAAAGAUUCAAGCACGGCCAAAAAAUCCGUCAAAACGAAGAAAGCGAAGGAGACGCUGCUAAUUAGCUACACGGGCAAAAGGCAGGACGAUAUCGAGCAGAGGCUGAGAAAGGCAGUCAUUUAUUACGAGAAUGGGCCGUUCGUCUUCGAUUACUUGGAUAGCCCUAAGGAAGAAAGUCUGACACAUUUGAUCGCUCCGUUGGAAAUUCAACGCCCCACCCUCAAGGUGCUCUACGCGAUCUGCCAAGGAGCGUUCAUCUUAACGCCGGAAUACUUGGAGGAGGCUGAAAAGAACGAGAAAUGGCCCUCGGAAAUAGGAUUCGAGCAUCCCAAGUGGCCUCUGCGUGCGACGCGGAUGCGCCCAUUGGAUUUAAUGCACGACCUAAGGAUUUUUGCCCCAAAGAAUGGCAAGAAAUUAGGCCUAGAGGACAUCACGGGCCUCAUUACCCUGUGCGGAGGUCAAAUGGUGAAAAGUGCAGCAGAGGCAACCCAUUGCCUAAUCCCAGAGGGAACAAACCCGUCACAAAUAAUUGCUGAGAAAAUUCCGAAAGAUGUAACUGUUGUCACGGAGAAUUGGCUCAUUAAUGUGAUUGAGCGCAUGAUGCUGUUGCCGUCCGACUUGCGUAAUGCGCACUAA